CAAGAAGUGCAGCUAUCCAAUGAAGUUCAAGCAUGCAGGAGCGGGACAACCAAUGGGCAGCAAACAUUGAAGUAUAUAAACCAAGGUCUGACGUCUUGCAAAGUUGGGCAACCCCUACAUUGGCUUGGUGAACAGGAUCUGAUCCCAAGGACUGUUACCUUUUCUCCCAUACAGAUUGCCGGAAAAGUGCAAUCAUGACUAAGAACUGCAACAACGAUUACAAGAUGAAGUUUGCUGUGGAUGAGGAGUUUCCUGACCUCUCCCAGCACAACAACCAUAUGUCCAAGGUCCUCACCAAGGACAUCUACAACAAGCUCAGGAGCAAGUCAACCCCCAGUGGAUUCACCCUUGAUGACUGCAUCCAGACUGGUGUGGACAACCCUGGUCACCCCUUCAUCAUGACUGUCGGCUGUGUGGCUGGGGAUGAGGAGUCCUAUGAAGCCUUCAAGGAGUUGUUCGACCCCGUCAUUUCUGACCGUCAUGGUGGCUAUAAGCCCACCGACAAGCAUCUUACUGAUCUGAACUGGGAGAACCUGAAGGGUGGUGAUGAUCUUGACCCCAACUACGUUCUGAGCAGCCGCGUACGUACCGGCCGCAGCAUCAAGGGAUUCACCCUGCCUCCUCACAACAGCCGUGGUGAGCGCAGAGCUGUGGAGAAGCUGUCCAUUGAGGCUCUGAACAGCCUGGAUGGUGAGUUCAAGGGCAAGUACUACCCACUGAAGGACAUGACUGACAAGGAGCAGGAGCAGCUCAUUGCUGACCACUUCCUGUUUGACAAGCCUGUGUCCCCCCUGCUGUUGGCUGCUGGCAUGGCCCGUGACUGGCCUGACGGUAGAGGUAUCUGGCACAACGACAACAAGACCUUCCUUGUGUGGGUGAACGAGGAGGAUCACCUCCGUGUCAUCUCUAUGCAGAAGGGUGGCAACAUGAAGGAGGUCUUCAAGAGGUUCUGCGUUGGCCUGCAGAAGAUUGAGGAUGUUUUCAAGAAGCACAACCACGGUUUCAUGUGGAACGAGCAUCUUGGUUUCAUCUUGACCUGCCCCUCUAACUUGGGUACCGGUCUGCGCGGUGGUGUCCACGUCAAGCUGCCCAAACUCAGCACACAUGCCAAAUUUGAGGAGAUCCUGACCAGACUGCGUCUUCAGAAGCGUGGCACAGGUGGUGUGGACACAGCCUCCGUCGGUGGUGUGUUCGACAUCUCAAACGCUGACCGUCUGGGCUCCUCUGAGGUGCAGCAGGUGCAGCUGGUGGUCGAUGGUGUGAAACUCAUGGUUGAAAUGGAAAAGAAACUGGAGAAGGGCGAGUCCAUCGAUGACAUGAUCCCUGCCCAGAAGUAAACUGCCAAAAGUGUUUCUUUUUUUUAUUUGUUCAUGCAGUCGUGCCAUCAUGACUUUUCCAAAAGACACUCCACCCUGCUUCCUUUUGUCCUACUUUUUUUUUCUCCUUCCUUUCUUUCCUGUCGUCUUCUUUUUCCAGCACUUUUUCUUCUUAUCUUGCUGUUCCUCCUGUAACAUCCUGGGAUCAAACAUCCACAUAGCUAGAAACCCCUAGCUGUGUUGUAUUCACCUAAACUUUUUUGGUUGUACAAAGUUUAAUAAACGGCCCCAUGUAACAAUCAA
Molecule: messenger RNA, 1619 nt
Organism: Danio rerio (zebrafish)
Lineage: Eukaryota; Metazoa; Chordata; Actinopteri; Cypriniformes; Danionidae
Source: RefSeq, a predicted model, not a curated record